AUGAGGAUUAUAGUAUCAAAGGUGUCAUUUGAACAGCAAGAGAAAAAGAGCUGUCCAGAAAAGACGUAUCAAUGUAUCCGAGCUAACAUGGUUACUAAUGAACCGAGUGGUUGGUCUUUUUUAAAGUCACCACAGGUUUUUGUUGCCUGCCUGUUGGCUGUAGUAGCUCAAGCUGUACCCACUCCUUACGGAUACGUGCCAGAGUCUACUUACGAUAAGCCUGAACCAUACAACUUUGCAUAUGAAAACAAAAAUGAAUACGGCGACACCCAGUGGCAGCAAGAGAGUGGUGAUGAGUAUGGCAACAAGCAAGGUUCUUACGGUUACCGUGAUGCUUAUGGUGUCUACCGCCAGGUGGAAUAUGUUGCCGAUGAGGCUGGAUUCCGUGCUGUGAUUAAGACCAACGAGCCAGGCACUGCUAACCAGAACCCUGCUGACGUUCAGAUCACUUCUGAAGCGGCUCCUGUGAAUUACGAAGCACCUGUCCCUACUAAGGCUUACAGUGUGCCCAAACAUGCCUAUGCUCCAGUUGUAAAGACCUACACUCCUGCCUACGCCCCAGCUCUGAAAACUUAUGCUCCUGCCUACGCCCCAGCUCUGAAAGCUUACGCUCCUGCCUACGCCCCAGCUCUGAAAGCUUACGCUCCUGCCUACACCCCAGCUCUGAAAGCGUAUGCUCCUGCCUACGCUCCAGCUUUAAAGGUACCAGCUCCUGCAUAUGGCUACUCUUCUCUCCACACCACCACCGAAGCCCCAAGCUAUGGUGAAGAAGAAAACUAAACUAUUUUUUUGUUUUUUAUCCAGGUCAUAUCACCUACUUAAAACACGGU
This is a messenger RNA of Limulus polyphemus (Atlantic horseshoe crab), 830 nucleotides long. RefSeq names its product adult-specific rigid cuticular protein 15.7-like. The transcript has 4 exons. Gene Ontology annotation, molecular function: structural constituent of chitin-based larval cuticle. The record is from RefSeq and is a predicted model, not a curated record. Gene Ontology annotation, cellular component: chitin-based extracellular matrix. The coding region runs from base 1 to 780 and encodes 259 amino acids. Lineage: Eukaryota; Metazoa; Arthropoda; Merostomata; Xiphosura; Limulidae.